Molecule: messenger RNA, 2177 nt
Organism: Coffea eugenioides
Lineage: Eukaryota; Viridiplantae; Streptophyta; Magnoliopsida; Gentianales; Rubiaceae
Product: lysM domain receptor-like kinase 3
Exons: 12
Coding region: 108-1964 (618 amino acids)
Biological process (GO): innate immune response; protein phosphorylation
Molecular function (GO): ATP binding; transmembrane receptor protein kinase activity
Source: RefSeq, a predicted model, not a curated record
CUUUUUCCAGAAAAUUAUCAUGUGGGUUCCAUUUAGCAUCUUUGAAUUACCUAGCAAGUCCCCAGAUCACAAUACAGUAACAAAAUUUUGUGGCACUGUCAAGAAUUAUGGAUGUGCAGGGAAAGAGAAGCUUUGAGCUGGUAUUAGGCUUUUUAACCGUGAUAAUCUUACUGGGUAGAGUUGAAUCACAGUGCGGUGGAGGAUGUGAUGCUUUAGCUUCAUAUUAUGCAUGGAAUGGAACAAAUCUUACAUUCAUAUCCACUGUUCUUUCUACCUCUAUCAGCCACAUUCUUAAAUACAAUCCUCAAAUAACCAAUCCGGACAUUAUUCAAUUUGGCAGCAGAGUUAGUGUUCCAUUCCCAUGUGGCUGCUUAAAAGAGGGAUUUAUGGGGCAUCAGUUUAUUUAUCGGGUCAGGUCUGCUACUUACUAUCGAAGGAUUGCUCACCUUGUUUAUGCAAAUCUUACCACGGUUGAGAUGUUACAAAGGUUUAAUAGUUAUCCUCCCGAGAAUGUUCCCGCCGCUGCACAGUUGAAUGUUACUGUCAAUUGUUCUUGCGGGAAUAGUAAAGUGUCGAAGGAUUAUGGUUUAUUCAUAGCCUAUCCUCUUCGAUCAGGGGAGACUAUUUCUUCCCUAGCCAAUGAGUUUGAUCUUCCUGAGAAAUUGUUGGAAGAUUACAAUCCUAGAGUGAAUUUCAGUGGCGGAAGUGGUUUGAUUUUUGUCCCAGGAAAAGAUCAAAAUGGAAUUUUUCCACCAUUAAAGUCAAGCUCAAGUGGAAUCUCAGGUGGAGCUAUUGCUGGAAUUACAAUUGCAGUACUUGCUGGAGCUAUUUUCUUGGCCGUCUGCUUGUAUGUAAUAUUCUAUAGACAAAGGAGAAUAUCAGAAGGAUUUCCUAAAGCAGAACCCCAUGAACUAAAUGAUGAGCAUGUGCAUGGACCUGGAGCACUGGAGAAAAUAUCGGAAUCAGGUCCCCUUGUCAGCACCACUACAAGAAUGCCCGGCAUCACUGUGGACAAAUCUGUUGAAUUCUCAUAUGAAGAACUUGCCGAGGCAACAAUGAACUUUAGCCUAGCAAACAAAAUUGGUCAAGGUGGAUUUGGUUCUGUUUUCUAUGGGGAGUUAAGAGGCGAGAAAACUGCAAUUAAGCAGAUGGAUAUGCAAGGGUCCAAAGAAUUCCUUGCUGAACUGAAGGUUUUGACCCAUGUUCAUCACUUAAACCUGGUCCGCUUAAUUGGAUAUUGUGUCAAGGGAUCCUUGUUUCUGGUUUAUGAAUACAUCGAGAAUGGCAACCUAACUCAGCAUUUGCGCGGUUUUGGUAGGGAACCAUUGCCUUGGUCUGCCAGAAUGCAGAUUGCCCUUGAUUCAGCAAGAGGACUCGAGUAUAUUCAUGAGCAUACAGUUCCUGUUUACAUUCAUCGAGACAUUAAGCCAGCUAACAUUUUGAUAGACAAAAACUUCCGAGCAAAGGUUGCUGACUUUGGACUCACAAAACUUACAAAAGUUGGAAGUACAUCUCUGCAAAACACGCGUCUAGUGGGUACUUUCGGUUACAUGCCUCCAGAGUAUGCCCAGUAUGGUGAUGUUUCCCCGAAAAUAGAUGUUUACGCAUUUGGAGUUGUUCUUUAUGAGCUUAUAUCAGCUAAAGAAGCAAUUAUCAAGACGAAUGAAGUUGUUACAGAAUCAAGGGGUCUUGUUGCUUUGUUUGAGGAUGCUUUUAACCAACCUGAUCCUCUAGAAGCCUUGACCAAACUGAUGGAUCCCGGGCUCGGCGACGAUUAUCCGCUUGAUUCAGUUCGAAAGAUGGCUCAGCUGGGCAGGGCAUGCACACACGAAAAUCCUCAGCUCAGGCCAAGCAUGAGGUCUAUUGUGGUUGCAUUAAUGACAUUGUCAUCUGCUACUGAGGAUUGGGAUAUUGGUUCCAUUUAUGAAAACCAAGGUCUGGUACAUCUAAUGUCUGGAAGGUAGCAUUAGCUAGUGUGCAAGUCUUGGUGUGGAAUGAGGUUUUCUUGCUCUGUACAGCAUGCAUCAACAAAUUUUGAUGUUGCAAAUUGUUUUUGGAGUUUUGCAAUCCCAAACUUUGAGCAUGUCCAUCAUCAUCAUCAUCAUCUGUGGGCUGUAUAUCACGUAAAAAAUAGUGAUGCCCAAGUUUUAGUGUAGUGCUACAAUUGGAAAAUCAAA